Messenger RNA from Exophiala aquamarina CBS 119918, 1110 nucleotides. RefSeq lists its product as uncharacterized. The record is from RefSeq and is a predicted model, not a curated record. NCBI's taxonomy places the organism in Eukaryota, Fungi, Ascomycota, Eurotiomycetes, Chaetothyriales, Herpotrichiellaceae. The transcript has 2 exons. Bases 1 to 1110 code for a protein of 369 amino acids.
AUGCGUGCUCGCGAAGACUCCUCUCGGAGCCUCCGAGUAGCUUUGCCAGUUCCCUAUGAACAACAAGGAGUUGGGCUAUUCGUUGAGAACUUUGUGCUUGAUGUCCCUGGACCACAGUCUCCCAAAGGCUUCCUUGCCAGCCUGUUGCCAUUGCUACGAACCGCGAAAUCGGAUUCUCUGAUUUCAGGUACCGUUGAUGCAGUGGGAUUAUGCUUCCUCGCAAGGACGGCGACCAACCAAUGGAUAGCUUCACAAGCGGCACGCAGUUAUGUUCGAUCUUUGAAUCUUUUGCAGAAAGCCCUCCGCCAUGAUACCGAUUGCAUUUCUACUGAGACAAUGAUCUCGAUAUGUUUGAUGGGAUUGUACGAGGUAAGCGGGUUCACGACGGCGAUUUGGUCUUGCAUAUUUGACUCUAGGCUAAAUAUAAGGCUUCAGAUUAUCAUGCCUCCGGAGCAGACCGUUCACCCCUGGCUUGCUCAUCUUCAGGGCCUGACUGCAAUCAUAAAAGCACGCAACCAAAGGACACGUAUCUCCUCUGGCGGCAUUGGCUUUUAUGAUACUCCAAAGCAUCCUUCAGAAAAAUCAGCUUUGGCUGUAGAUUAUGACGCCCCAGUCAUGUUUAUAGCCGCAGUUUGGAACACAUAUCGCACAACACUGUUGCGGUUAUAUGACGUGAUCGCACAAUGUUUCCAAUACCUGGACACUGAUGCCAACCCAUUUCUAGAAACGGAAGAACUGCAAGCGCUCCAGACAUAUGCCAAGGAGACAGGCGAAGGAAUCUGCUCUUCAGUAGCCUACCACAUCAAUAACGAGUGGGUAAGCCGUCUGGCCGCCACAGCUAGCCUCCCUGGUAAUCAGAGUCGAUCCCCGAAAGCUGUGGGCGGUCUGUUCCUGAUCUGGCCGCUCUAUGGGGGGAGCGUCCUGUCCAUUGUACCAAAAGUUCAUCGUGCCUGGAUGAGGCGGAAACUUCGUAUGAUUGGCAUUUCAAUGGCGUUGUCACAGGCAACUGUGCUCGCCGACACAGUCGACUUGGGGAGGAAGACGGAUCCUUGGAAACCGCUUAUCAUCAGUCAGGGCAACAAGUUUCUGUGGAGCGUAGGCAUGUUCUAG